CCUCGGCUCCGCAUAGUCCCGCAUGGGCUACCCCGACAGAAUUUAAUUGCGACUUCAAGCAAGCGCAUGCAUUUCUGUCGAAUUUAGAAAGACAACUAAUCGCCAUCGCAAACCCAAAACUCAGGCGCGUGUUUGGCUGACUCGCUGAUCUUUUUCGUCUUCCCCUUUGUCGAAAAAUGGGCUCCAUAAUUUCCUUGGUCUCUGGCGCAGUAGCAGCCCUACGCAUGCUGCUGGACCCGCUUGUCCAGUUCAGAAAAGCCCUCGAGCGCGCCGCCGUCUCCCCUGGACUCCCUGUGCCUUUGCCCACCACGCCUCGUUGGACAAGAGACCCACCCCAUCCGCACCUGGUCGGCCAGCAGUCUUCGGAAUUCCCGAACAAGGUAGAUGUAGCCAUCGUCGGCUCGGGCAUCACCGCCGCCGCCGUCGCCUGGUCCCUCUUGCAACAUGGGGACGCCGAGCAGCUCGGUAGCAUCGCUGUCCUUGAGGCAAGGGACCUCUGUGGUGGCGCUACCUGCCGCAACGGAGGUCACAUCAAGGCGUCGCCUUGGGAGGUUUACCCGCGCCUUGCCGAGCGGUUUGGUCACGAUCGGGCAGUCGCGUUGACCAGGUUCCAAAGGAGGCAUCUGGAUGUUCUUGUCGACAUUUGCAAUGCUCGGGGGAUUGAUGCGGCUCACGUUAGUGAGGUGGAAACAGUAGAUUUGUUUCUCGACGAAGCGUCUUUUGAUGAUGCAGUCAAAAAGGUGGCGGAAACGACGUCGAGGAUGCCAGAGGAAGAGGCCGUGGUUUGGCAACGGGAGGAGGCAAAGGAGAAGUUUCGUGUCGGUCCAACCGUCCACGGUGCCAUCUCCUACAAAGCCGGCGUCAUCUGGGCCUACCGCUUCGUCACAAGCAUCUGGCAACAACUCUUGUCCGAACAUCCCGACGUGCUGUCCAUAGAAACACACACCCCCGUGGAAGCCAUCACCAUCGACGACGCCGAGGCCCCACAAAGCCAUCCCUAUGCCCUUCGAACCCCGCGCGGCACAGUGUACGCGCGCAACGUUGUGCACGCCAGCGGCGCCCACGUGUCGCACCUGGUGCCCGGGCUGCGGAGUAAAGUCACCCCGGCGAGAGCGCACAUGUCGGCGCAGAGGCCCGGCGACCUGUUCCCUGCGAACCAUGGCCGCCACCGCUCCUGGUCCGUCAUCUACGGGACCGGGUUCGACUACGUCACGCAGCUACCGCCCGAGGCUGGUGAGAUACCCAGUCAGGGCGAUCUGAUGUUGGGUGGAGGGUUUUUCCGUUCGUUGAAAUACGGUACUGAUAUGCUCGGGAUUGCGGACGACGGGGCGCCCUUGGAUGGGCUGACGCUUGCACACGUGGCCGGGGUUUUCCCUGCGGUGUUUGCGCCGAAUUGGGGAGUCGGCGGUGGGUUGAAGGAGGCCUGGUCUGGUAUCUUGGAUUUCACGGGAGAUUUGUUGCCGCUGGUUGGGAAACUAGAUGGGAAAAUCACAGGCAGGACAGUCAAGGGCGAUCAGGGUUCCGACGGGAAGCGCAGUAGUGCGGAAUGGGUUGCAGCUGGGUUUUCGGGCGAAGGCAUGGUUUGGUGUUGGUUGUCCGGAAUGGCACUCGGCAUCAAAAUGAGCGGCCGUGAGGAGGAAGACCUGGAUCUUGUCCCUGGACGGCCAGCUGGACGGCUCCGGGAUUGGUUUCCUGAUGAGCUUUGGGUGUCGCAGACUCGAUUGAAGGCUGCCGAUGUAAGAAACCUUGCGAACGAAGUAUGAAUGUUGGACUAAGAUGAAUGAAAAGCUGUAGGAAGUUUCCUUUGGUCGUUUGCGAAAUCUAGGGCAUCAAAACAAGGCACAAGAUAUCACUGCACAAUCCAGACAUGCAAACAGCCCGUUAAUCACCUCAACUUGAGCGCCACUAGCCAUC
Pyricularia grisea is the source of this 1914-nucleotide messenger RNA. RefSeq lists its product as uncharacterized. Lineage: Eukaryota; Fungi; Ascomycota; Sordariomycetes; Magnaporthales; Pyriculariaceae. The transcript is spliced from 2 exons. The record is from RefSeq and is a predicted model, not a curated record. Gene Ontology annotation, cellular component: cytoplasm. Bases 177 to 1763 code for a protein of 528 amino acids. Gene Ontology annotation, molecular function: oxidoreductase activity.